AUGGACGGCGCAACCUGUAAGUGGAGUCAAGUGGAGAGAAUAGACAGGAACCGCCUGGGCUCUGGAACACUGGGCCAGCAAGCCAGCCUUGGGCUUUGCUGGGCCACGGCGGUGAUUUUCCCCUUUGAAACCCUUACGUUUUUUUCAUCAUCUUCUCACCUUUUCAUUUUCAUUUUCUUUUUUUGUGUUUGGGGCCUUCCUGUUCCUGAAAGUGAGCUUGGCGUUUACCGAAAUUACCCAGAGUCUCGCUGGCCACUCACAAUCAGCUCUCGGGCACCAGCCGGUGGGCCAUCAAACCUUCCCCCCCGGUCAGGUACACCAAUCAGCAGGUGCUGCGCUGCCGAACCAUUGCCACAAUUUGGCCUACCAGGGAAUGUCUCAUGUCGGAUCUCAAUGUUGGCCUGCAGUAGGGAGGGAGGACUGUACAGAUCCUCUAGUGAGUCCUGCUCACCGUUCCAGUCUGUUCUGACGGGCGGUAAAGAUAUUUUCAGCCCCCGAAACCAUGCCCCAGUCAGUCUACUUCUCUCAUCAAGUGUUCCAUAA
Aspergillus niger is the source of this 543-nucleotide messenger RNA. RefSeq lists its product as hypothetical. The record is from RefSeq and is a predicted model, not a curated record. Bases 1 to 543 code for a protein of 180 amino acids. Lineage: Eukaryota; Fungi; Ascomycota; Eurotiomycetes; Eurotiales; Aspergillaceae. The transcript has 3 exons.